Molecule: messenger RNA, 2876 nt
Organism: Platichthys flesus (European flounder)
Lineage: Eukaryota; Metazoa; Chordata; Actinopteri; Pleuronectiformes; Pleuronectidae
Gene: anapc5
Product: anaphase promoting complex subunit 5
Exons: 17
Coding region: 321-2642 (773 amino acids)
Biological process (GO): positive regulation of mitotic metaphase/anaphase transition; protein K11-linked ubiquitination; anaphase-promoting complex-dependent catabolic process
Cellular component (GO): anaphase-promoting complex
Molecular function (GO): protein binding
Source: RefSeq, a predicted model, not a curated record
CCUUUUGAUGACGUAAUUAAAAGGGGACGGAGGGAGGGCGGUUUGAAAGGAGAAACUUCAAAUUUAUCAACAUGUUUUAAAUGAACUACCUGAUCAGACCAUAGACUGUGAACGAGGAUCAGACCGACGUGGCAGUUCUCUGUCAGUGACAUGUUCAGUGUCCGCUCUUUUGUUGUUUCUUCACAGUACUCAGCUGAUGCUCAGUGUAGGCUAGCCACGUUAGCUAGCUAGCUGCUGCUGCCUGUGGGACCGCGGCUGUUGAAGGAGUUUCUCUGCUUCAUCCCGAAACCGCUGCGUGUCCGUAACUAGAACCCGCGAAGAUGGCGAGUGUGCACGAAAGUCUGUAUUUCAACCCCAUGAUGACGAACGGAGUGGUGCACGCCAACGUGUUCGGCAUCAAAGACUGGGUGACUCCGUAUAAGAUCUCCGUGCUGGCGCUGCUGUACGAGAUGACCGCAUCGAAGAUCACGCUGCCGGAGAGAAGACGACUGAACAAGCUGAUUCUGCCCCUGCAGCAGGGUCCAGACCUGACUCUGGGUCAGUUCCUGCAGACGGUGGAGGAGUGCUGUCCUCAGACUGCUUAUGCUGUCAAACUCAGGCUGCAUGAAAUGGCAGAUGGUGAGCUGAAAGACAUGGAGUACUUUUUCUCCACUCUCCCCACUCCAUUCACUGCUUUUGAUUCCGAGGCUUAUAAAACCAGUGUUGUGGGACUUUUUAUGAGACACAUGCUCCUGGCCUACAACAAGCUGUCCUUCAGUCAGGUCUACAAACUCUACAAGUCCCUGCAGCACUACUACCACAGUCAUUACGCCAAGCCUAAUGAUGGGCAGAUUGGUUUGCCAGCGCUGGUCGCCGACGACUCAGAUAUGGACCUUACCAGCACCGAAGAUACUGUAGGAGACAGAAUAGGCAGAGACGAGAUGGACACCCCACUGCACGCGUCAGAGCUCCGAAAUGAUAAUGCUCCAAGCAGAGGUCCCCUGUCACAAAAACAAGCCGAGUAUUUUCUGGCACGACAGGCGUAUCUUCUGAAGAAUGAUGAGAACAAGGCUCUGAGGCCUGCUGCGCUGCAGGAAGAGCUCAACAACAUGCUGAAGUUUAACCCAGACUUUGCUGAGGCGCAUUAUCUGAACUACUUGAACAGCAUGAGAGUCCAGGACAUCUUCCUCUCCGCCCACAGUCUGCUUCAUUAUUUUGAUCGCCUCAUCUUGGCCGGUAAUGAGGGGAAGAGCAACGGGGAUGAGGGCUAUGGUCGAAGUCUGCGCUAUGCUGCUCUUAACUUGGCGAGCCUGCACUGUCGCUUUGGUCACUAUCAGCAGGCGGAUCUGGCUCUGCAGGAGGCCAUCCGUAUUGCCCAGGAGUCCAAUGACCACGUGUGCUUGCAGCACUGUCUGAGUUGGCUCUACACCCUGGAACAGAUGAAGGGAUCCGACAGCACUGUGUUGACUGAGGAUUCAGUGAAAAUGGCUGCCCAUUUCUGCCUGCCAUACUUGGCUUCUCUGGGCAUUCAGUCGUUGUUCCAGCAGGGGGCGACACAGGGUAAGACGGCACACAAACUGAUGGACGCACUGAAGGACACGGACAUCCUGCACUGGAAGCACAGUCUGUCGGAGCUGAUCGAGAUCAGCCUGGCCCAGACUACGUCCAUAUGGAGGAUGUAUGGCAAGAGCACCAUGGCUCUGCAGCAGGCCCAGCUGCUUCUCAACAUGAGCAGUCUGGAGCCAGUCAACUUCGGGGUCCAGCAGAACAACACAGAGGCCUUCACCGUGGCUCUUUGCCACCUGGCUGAGCUGCACGCUGAGCAGGGCCUGUACUUCGCCGUUUCAGAGAUUCUCCAGCAUCUGAAAGAACAGUUUCCUCCUCACUCACUGCAUGCAAAGCUCUGGAUGCUGUGUGACCUUAAAAUCCAGUUUGAGAGACACAUGAACGAAGGAAAGUACCACUUAGCGGAGCCACUCGUCGCAGCCAUCUCUGCCUUAAACAGGACAGAGGGUCUCUACAGGAAAGCUCAUGUCCUGAAGGCUCUUAACCGCAGCACAGAGGCGUACAGCAUCUUACAGAGACUACAGCUCCACUGUGAGAAGACUAAAUGCACAGAGAUGGUCAUCAGAGUAAUGCUCGCCACAGCUGAGCUCCACUGGGAGUCAUCUGGCUUCUCCACAGCUCUUCCUCUCCUCCUGCAGGCACUGGCCUUAGCUAGACAGCACCACCUACAGUCACUGGCCUCAGAGACCAUCCUUCACUUGGCCUUUUCUCAGUUGAUGCUGGGGGUCCCUGAGCAGGCUCUGAAUGUCCUUCAUGAAGCCCUUGAGCCUGUUCUGGCCCACGGAGCGGUCAUAGAUAAAGGUCGAGCCCUGCUGUUGACAGCCCGCUGUCAGAUGGCGGUGGCUGGGUUCAGGCCAAACAGACAAGGGCAAGCAGAUUCGAAUUUGGCAGUCUUGGCUGUUGACACGCUGAACGAGGCCGCGGCUUAUUUUUCCAAGCUGAGCUGUAAGGAGCGGCUGCGGGACGUCCACUACCUGCAGUCUCAGCUCCACCGAUCCCUGGGACAAAUCUCACAGUGCAACAAAAGUGCCAUGCUCUUCAGGCUGCUUGACCAGGAGCUGCAGUCACCAGCACCACCGGUCUCCAUGCGACUCUAACUGCUUAUUAUUUACGGACAAAAAUGUUUUGGGUUUUUUUUUGGGGGGCUGCUGAAAAAGAGAGACCACCUCCUCCAACUGCUGCGUCGAGUAGCCUCAGUUCACCACUAGAUGGUAGAGAAACUCUGUCCUGCUCUAUCAGCUCUCAAACACUUCCUUUAUAAUUUCAUCGAGAUGCUGGGAACAGUGGAAUUCUUGAUAGUAAAUAAACAGGACAGUGUCAGUUGUCAUAAA